AUGUCAGCCUCUGAUAUUUCCCCUGACCAAUUUGCAAAUCUUCGCAAGCGCUGCGCAUGCCUUCAACUAACAAGCACAAAGCCAGAUGCCAUCUCGCCCAGAAGCCCGUCAGCUGAGGAACAGGGCCAGGAACAAGAAGUUGAUCUGGAUUGGAACGUGACCCAUUUCCUGGCCCACGCCUUUAGUGAAGGUAGAGCCAAAUGCGGUUGCUGCGAGUUUCUUCAUCGCGUCGUGACCUGGUGGGAGAUCCACGAUGACUCAGUGAAUGAAUUCUUAGCGAAAGAUGUCCCCGUGUCGCUGCACUAUGUGUUUCGCUUUGAUGAGACCGAUGGGUAUGGUUUAAAAGCCCUACGCAUCAGAAUAAGACCCGACGGCGAGGAAUUCCAUCUUGAUUGCCCUAUCACGGCAGCUACUGAUCUCGACAUGGGCACACGUCUCUGA
Molecule: messenger RNA, 441 nt
Organism: Fusarium odoratissimum NRRL 54006
Lineage: Eukaryota; Fungi; Ascomycota; Sordariomycetes; Hypocreales; Nectriaceae
Exons: 2
Coding region: 1-441 (146 amino acids)
Source: RefSeq, a predicted model, not a curated record